Messenger RNA from Rubroshorea leprosula, 1339 nucleotides. The record is from the annotation of a GenBank genome assembly. Lineage: Eukaryota; Viridiplantae; Streptophyta; Magnoliopsida; Malvales; Dipterocarpaceae.
GUAUCUGCAAAUUCGGUUACUUACAAUGGUGAAAAGUAAAAAUAAGUAUUAUCCAUGGAACAACUGCCAGAAUAGCAAGCAAAGCCUGAUCUUUAUCCGAGAAAUUUCUCAAGUAUAUACAUUUAGAAUGUCAUAGUAAAAAUAACAUGCAACUGGGAUGUGAAAAAUAGGAUAUACAUGACCACUGGCCAGGAUAACAUGAAAUUCUAGUGAGCUGCCUACCCACUCUGAACAAUUCUUAAAUAUCACAACAUAUGCAGUUGAAAUACAACAGAAGAGAAAAAGCACCUCCAAACUUACAGAUACUCCAGCAUGAUCAUCGUCAUAUUUCAGCUCUUCCUUGCGACAUCCCUUCAUAUGCUCCCAGCUAAAGGAGCCACCCACCUUGUUGGAGAUACUGAUGGCUGGACACCUUCCAUUAGCUCCACCAACUGGACUGACGGCAAAAAAUUUCAUGUUGGCGACAUCCUGGGUAAUGUCAAAACUUAAAUAGGUUUUAUGUAUAAACAUUGAGCAAUGAUAACAUGAAAGCCCUAGUUUUCAAAUUUACAUUCUGAUAAGCUUCACAUGCAUAAGUUUGAUUCUCCAAAUUAAUGAACCACUAUGCUUGAUUUUCCAAUUCACAAAUUCAUGACACCAUUACUAUUAUUUGUUGUGUUACAGUGUUCCAGUAUCAAAUGGACUUGCACAAUGUAAUGCAAGUGAAUUCAACUGCAUAUAAAGAUUGCACAAAGGAUGGUUAUAUACGUCUGUUCACCACUGGAAAUGACUCAUUGAUUUUAUCAGAAGUUGGAAAUUUUUGGUAUAUUUGUGGAGUGACUGAUCAUUGUGAGAAAGGGCAGAAGCUUGGGAUCAUUGUAGCUCCUUAGGAAAAUGAGUAUAAGGGAGCUUGUGUCACUGUUUGAUUUCCUUGAUAAAUAAAAGAGAGUGAGGUUAUGAGUGCAGGUUUUCCAUGUAUUGCUGAGUCCACACUGAAUAUUUUAAGAUGAGGCAAGAAAAACAUACAAACCUUAUGAUAUUUAAAAGCUCUGCAAAUAAUCAUCAUCAGAACCUACUGAAAUGAAACCCAGACCAGUUCGAUACUUCAAUUUAAUGCCUCUCUCCAGUUUACUUUGUGACACAUAACACUUAAUAUACCAAGGUAUAUGGAUUCCCAUCCAUCAAGAACUGUUACCAUUUACAAAAUCUGUUUAACAUUUUCCAGGGAAGGCAGAAAAUGAUGUAGAACAGGAAGCAAAGGUGAGGAUAGAACUUAGGAACAGAGGCAAGGGUAGGUAGAGAACAGCAAAAUUAGGGAUUUCUAGAAGAUAAUUUCAAUUUAUAAACACUUCAACUAAAU